Messenger RNA from Aspergillus pseudotamarii, 993 nucleotides. Its product is annotated as S-adenosyl-L-methionine-dependent methyltransferase. The transcript is spliced from 9 exons. The coding region runs from base 1 to 993 and encodes 330 amino acids. Gene Ontology annotation, molecular function: methyltransferase activity. The record is from RefSeq and is a predicted model, not a curated record. NCBI's taxonomy places the organism in Eukaryota, Fungi, Ascomycota, Eurotiomycetes, Eurotiales, Aspergillaceae.
AUGGAUGAUACUAUCACCGAUUCGGAUUCUACGAUCGGGGAUGUAUUCUCGUCUGAUGGUUUCUCCACAACGGAUACCAUGUCGUCCGUAGACACGUUAGAUCUAGACUCACUGGCGGAAGGACGUGACACGGAAGAUUCACGGUUGAUACAAAGGAAUGGACGAGUAUACUAUGAAAGAGAACUAGACCGAUAUCCCUGGCCCAUGGACUUAGAUGCGCGAGGCCGACAGCAGGAUAUGUACAACAUUGCUCUCGCCCACUUUGACGGGUAUCUCUUCCAUGCACCGAUUAUUGAAGAACCACAGAAAGUCCUUGAUAUCGGUACAGGGAUCGGAGCUUGGGCGAUUGACUUCGCGGAUGUAUUUAGAGGCUCGACGGUAUUCGGCAUAGACUGGGUCUAUCUACAGGCUGAUUUAGGUACCCCGAACGUCCAUUUCAUUAUUGAAGAUGUUGAAAAUUACCCUGGUUGGUAUAGCGAGUUCCGGAAUGUCGAUUACGUACAUGUUGGUCAGAUUGGACAUCGUGUACAGAAUUUGAGGAACAUCCUGAAUGGGAUAAGCAGAUGCUGUAAGCCAGGAGCUUGGGUUGAGUUUGGCGAUUGGGUUGUGGAACUUGAAGAUCCAAACGGCCCAGUCCAUCAGUGGUACGUUGAGCUACAACUCGCUCUCAGCCGAUAUGGAUAUGAUUUGGAAUUUCCUAUCUUGUAUUCAAGUACAAUGGAGGAAAAAGGCUUUGGUGGUAUCACCAUCUCGGAUAACCGAAUCCCUAUGUCUCUCAAUGAUACCACCCACACGAUGACCUCCAAGGCACUUCUAGAAUGUUGGGCCUAUACUCUAGAAGACCUGAGUAUGGAACCUAUGACUGAGAAGCUAGGGCACAGCGCAGAAUAUGUUCAUGAACUCUGCUCUUCUGCGCAACGUGCAAUACUUACUGGUGGCAAAAAUGGAUAUCUGAAUUGGCGUGUUAUUUAUGGUCAAGUUAACCAUGUGUAA